Musa acuminata AAA Group (dessert banana) is the source of this 3575-nucleotide messenger RNA. RefSeq names its product ethylene-responsive transcription factor 1-like. The record is from RefSeq and is a predicted model, not a curated record. Lineage: Eukaryota; Viridiplantae; Streptophyta; Magnoliopsida; Zingiberales; Musaceae. Gene Ontology annotation, biological process: ethylene-activated signaling pathway; regulation of DNA-templated transcription. The coding region runs from base 84 to 1124 and encodes 346 amino acids. Gene Ontology annotation, molecular function: DNA binding; DNA-binding transcription factor activity. The transcript has 3 exons.
AAUAAAACGCCUCGCUUUCCUUUGUUUCAUUGCUUUUCGUGGAGGAAAACCCGUAAAAGAGUAGUCUUUAGAGGGGUGGAGAGAUGUGUGGAGGAGCGAUCAUCUCCGACUUCAUACCGCCGUCGGCGUCGCGGCGGGUGAAGGCGGAGCACCUGUGGCCGGCCGGGAAGAACAGGAGGGGGAAGCAGCGGAGGGUGGAGGUCGAGGAUGACUUUGAGACGGACUUUCAGGAGUUCAACGACGAGUCCGAGGAGGACGACUUCGAUGACUUCGAGGAGGGCGAGAUCAGCUUUAAGACCGUCCAACGGAGAUCAUCCUUCUCUCGAGAGGGUUCUGUCACUCUAAAACCAGGAGACUAUGAUGGAUCUGCGGUUGAGUCAACCAAAAGGAAGAGAAAGAAUCAAUUCCGUGGAAUCCGCCAGCGCCCAUGGGGCAAAUGGGCAGCGGAAAUCAGAGAUCCUCACAAAGGAGUCCGUGUUUGGCUCGGGACAUUUAACUCAGCUGAAGAGGCUGCAAGAGCUUAUGAUGCUGAAGCUCGUCGCAUCCGUGGCAAAAAGGCAAAGGUGAAUUUCCCCACUACAGCAAAGUCUGGUGGCCAAAAGCGCAUUCAGAAGCCUACUUCUCGAAAACCACCUAUGCCAAAUCUGUCUGAACAAAAUGAAUUCAAGCAGUACACCUAUCUGAAUGACCAGGAUUGUGAUGUCUAUUCUGCUACGGGCUUCUUGGAAGAGAAGGUGCUAACUAAACCUGACUAUUGGAACCCCACUGCAACAAAAGAACUUUCUGCACCUUGUGAAGUUCUCAACUUCCCUUCUGAUGAGGGAAGUAACUCUUUUGGCCAUCCUGACUUUGUAUGGGAAUAUGAGACAAAAACCCCAGAGAUCAUGCCAGUUCAUGUUCCUGCUGCUAUCGAAGGCAAUGUCACUGAAUUGCUGGGACAUGAUAACCCUCAGACGAAUUUGAAAGACAAUUGUGGAGUGGAAGUGUCGGCAGAAGAGAGCACUGCAGUUAAACUCCCUGAUGACAUAUCUGCUUAUGAGUCGUACAUGAAAAUCCUGCAAUUUCCUUACCUUGAGGAGAGCUCCAAUUUGUCAAUUGACUGCCUAUUUGGUGGUGAAUGUUAGGAUCGAGAGCACUAAGAGGGGGGGGGGGUGAAUUAGUGCAGCGGAUAUUUUUCAGCGAUUAAAAAACGAAAGCUGCGUUCGUUCGAUAAAGACUAUUUUGAUGCAAAAGCCGAUUCUAAGAUUACUUAUGAUUAAGUGCAGUUUACGUUUAAACACAGUUAGCGUCUAAACGCAGUUUGCGUCUAAAUGCAUAUUGCGUCUAAACUCAGAUUGCGUCUAAGCGCAGUUUGCGUCUUAGCGCAGAUUGCGUCUAAGCGCAGAUUGCGUCUAAACGCAGAUUGCGUCUAAGCGCAGAUUGCGUCUAAACACAGUUUGCGUCUAAGAGCAGUUUAAGCAGAAGUAUAAAGACAAUGUGCUGCUGUUGUACAGCUCAAAAAGUAAUCUGCAAAAAACAGAUUUACGUCUAAACGCAGAUUUACGUCUAGACGCAGAUUUACGUCUAAACGCAGAUUUACGUCUUAAACGCAGAUUUACGUCUGAACUUUGAAACUCGUUUGUAUACUCGCAGAAGGCAGUAUGCAGUUGAAAUCAAGACGUAAACGUGAACUGAGAUAUGAUGAUUGUGCGAGGAAAGCCGAUUUACGUCUAAAUGCAGUUUUACGUCUAAAUGUUGAAACUCGUUCGUAAAAUUGUAGAGGACAGUUUGCAGUUAUCAAUAGGAUCAAAAUGUAAGUGUAAACUGCAAAGAAACUCGUUCGUAAAAGCACGGAAGACAGUUCUGCAGAAUCAAACGUAAACGUAAACUGUAAUGUACGAAAAUACGAAUUUACGUCUGAAUGCAGAUUCGGAAGAACAGCACUUAGAACUUGUUCGUGAAAGCGCAGAGAGCAGUAGUAAUGAAGGAGGUUUGCAGUAAUGAUAAAGUGCUAAAAAAUAAACGCAAACCAGAGAUUUAGAGUGGUUCGGUCAGCCUUGACCUACUCCACUUUUGGCUUCCUCCACCGACGAGGUCGCCGACGUCAACUAGGGGCCUUCCUUCAAUAGGCGAAGGCCAAACUGCCCUUUUACAGUUUCUCUCCUUUUGACAGGCUCAGGAGACAACCUUUACAGACCUUUCUCUCCUCACUUUACAACUGAAAACUUGAAGAACAGAAGGAGGAGACUUAAAGGCUUUACAACACUUUUGAGCUCUUAGAAUCACAGAAAAGAUCAAGAUUUCGGUGUAGGUCUGUAUCUUUUCAGUGCUGAAUGGGUGGGGAAUUUAUAGGCCCCAACCCAAUUCAAAUUUGGAGCUCAAAACAAUCAAAUCCCGGAAUUCUGGGAUCAGGCGGUUGCACCUCUUGACUGGAGAGGUUGCACCGCCUGGCAGAGCUCGAAGACCGAGCUCAGGCGGUGCCACCUCUCUGCCAGGGAGGUUGCACCGCCCAGUCUUGCUCGAAGACUGAGCUCAGGCGGUGCCACCUCUCUGUCAGGGAGGUUGCACCGCCCAGUCUAGCUCGAAGACUGAGCUCAGGCGGUGCCACCUCUCUGCUGGGGAGGUUGCACCGCCCAGUCUCGCUGGAAGGCCUAGCCCAGGCGGUGCCACCUCCUGGCCUGGGCGGUUGCACCUCCUGGUGCAAUCAAGGUCCGAAUGGUUCAUUCCAUUCGGCCCAAUUUCAGUCUUUCAGGGGCCCAAUUGCCCCAAGAUUAAGCCAAUGGGAUCACCUCCCAUUUUCCAACUUAAUCAAUGUGCUAACUACGAUUAAAUCUAAGACAACUUCUGCAGCUUUGCUUCGGUGCGUCAAUCGCUCCUUCCGGCGAGUUUCCGGCGAACUUCCGUCGAUCAUCCGAUGAACCCUCGGUGAUGCUCCUGCGGACUUCCGGCAAACUCCUGGACUUUGCGACGAUCCACUUGGCAAGUUCCGACGAGCUUCGCUUGGCAAGCUUCUGGACUUCUCGGAUCUGUUCUCGCAGAACCUCCGACGACCGUCCGAACUUCCGUCGAACUCUCGAACUCCCAACGUGAUCAUGAACUUGACUCCGGCGCAACUCCUGCUGCUUGUCUAUCUUUCAUCGUAGUUAAUCCUGCACACUUAUCUCAACACAUAGAUUAGACAACAAAUGACAAUUGACUUCAUCAUCAAAAUCCGAGAUUCAACAGUGAACUGGCUCAGGAUGAUCCGAGUGCUGUGAACCUGUGGAGCUUCGAUGAUCUGCCCAUGGAGGGCAGUGUUUACUUGGGGACUUCGGCCCUGGCUACUGGUUCUCUGUAAAUAUGGAUAAAAGUACCAAUGUUGAUGAAGGUUGAUUAUGGAGGGCCAGAAUUGUUUAUGGGGUGUCAUGAAUCUGAACAUGAUUCCGUUUGCAGAAUAAUCUUUGGAAACAACAUUUUAUAUCUGCCUUUUAAAGUGUUUUGGCUUUUAGCUUAUGGACUCACAUUUACUAUUAUGCUGACGAUUGGUGUAUCUGUUGCAAGUUCUUGUUCUGUGACAUGCUUUUGAACUUGGGGUAGAUUUUCCCCUGCUUUAUCUA